This is a messenger RNA of Ruditapes philippinarum (Manila clam), 1965 nucleotides long. RefSeq names its product 3-mercaptopyruvate sulfurtransferase-like. Gene Ontology annotation, cellular component: mitochondrion. The coding region runs from base 91 to 990 and encodes 299 amino acids. NCBI's taxonomy places the organism in Eukaryota, Metazoa, Mollusca, Bivalvia, Venerida, Veneridae. Gene Ontology annotation, molecular function: thiosulfate-cyanide sulfurtransferase activity. The transcript is spliced from 3 exons. Gene Ontology annotation, biological process: transsulfuration. The record is from RefSeq and is a predicted model, not a curated record.
GCGACACCCUAAUGUACAUGUGUAAAAUAUGUAAACAGUGAACUGUCAAAGUGACAUUUAUAUUUAAUUUCGGAUUUGUUGUUUGCAACCAUGCUUAAACUGAACACUCUUGUAACUGCUAAGGCUUUGUCUGAAUGCAUUUCAAAUUUUCCUAGGAAAAUUAAAGUUUUAGACGCGACUUGGUUCCUCCCUUCCUACGGAAAGAAAGGAAUUGAGGUUUACAAAGAGGGUCAUAUACCGGGUGCCGCUUUCUUUGAUAUUGACGAAUGCUCGACAAGAUCUGAAUACGAGCACAUGCUCCCGUCAGAGUCACAGUUUGCAGAUUAUGUUGGCAAUCUCGGGAUUGAUAAUGACACUAGCGUAGUAGUUUAUAACGCUCAUCCAGACUUUGCGUUAUUUUCAGCUCCACGUGUUUGGUGGACUUUCCAUGUCUUCGGACACAGAGACGUAUCAAUACUAUCAGGAGGGUUAAGGUCAUGGAAAGAUGCUGGUUUUCCAGUUGCCACUGGAGUAGAAAGCCAUACGAGGAAAGUAUUUAAUGCCAAAUUGAAUAAAGAUCUAAUAAAAUCGUUCGAGGAUGUUGCGGAAAACAUAACUAGUCAGAAAUUUCAGUUAAUUGAUGCUAGGUCAGCAGGAAGAUUUCAUGGAACUGACCCAGAGCCAAGGAAAGAUUGUAGACCUGGUCACAUACCAGGGUCCAGAAGUAUACCAUUUCCGAAAAUACUCUGUUCGUAUAAUGGUCCAGAUGGGCAAGUUGUUAAUCAUGGUGCGGUGAAAAGUCCAGAUGAGCUGAAGCAAGUAUUCACAGAGGCUGGAGUUGACCUUGACAAACCUCUUACUGCAUCAUGUGGAUCAGGUGUAACAGCGUGUUGUCUGGUGCUGGCGUCCUUUUUGUGUGGAAAGACGGACACCUGCGUUUAUGAUGGGGCCUGGUUAGAGUGGUAUAAAAGAUCAACGCCGGAGCAAAGAGAAGAGAGUCCAUCAGAUUGAUAAUGAAUCUGAAUCUUAAAUAAUUUAUACAUGUCAUGUAUUCUAUUCUUUUAUCCAUGCACAUGUAUAAACAUUUAAUAAAUUGAAAAUGUCACGGGACUUUAUGUAACAGUCAUUGAAGUCUCUGGAAAUGUACAAUGCAUGUUCAUAUAUCUGCAUGUCCACACAUUGUCCACACUCAAGGCAGAGUUUAAGAUUUUCUUACGUUAUAAGAUAUAAAAUGUGCUUCUGUUCUAAAACGCUUAGAAAAAUAUGAAUGUUUUACCUACAAGUAAUCAAGAAUAUUAUAUUUCAAAUUAUAUUAAUUUCUUUUCGGCCGUAGGCAGUUUUUUUAUCCAGCCCGCAUAGCUCAAUCGGUUAGAGCGCGAGACUUACAUAGCUCAAUCGGUUAGAGCGCGAGACUUGUAUUCUCGACAUUGUGGGUUCGAUUCCCGGGCUGGCCAACAAAAACAACUAAUCAGUCUUUCGAAUGAGACUUUCAAUUGAGGUCCCGUGUACACUUGGCACGUAAAAGAACCAGGAAAGCUUCUGGAAUUGGGGCAUCUCUCUAUAUCUGUAUCUUGCACUAUCCUCCAAAAAUCUAAAAUGUUAAAUACUCUUCUGGGGGACUCGCCCAUAUGGGCAACCGGUGGCGAGUAUAAAUAAACUCAAAUACAAACAAAGUAGGCAGUUUGUUGUCACAUUUACUUCCGAUAAAUUGGAGCAAUAGGAUCACAACGACGAUUAUUCAUAAUCCUUACCAAAGGGCCGUAAAGAUUCGAUUAAUAUUGACGAGGUAAUCAAUCUCAUUUCCUGUUAUUUGGAGGUCAGGAAAAUUAUUAUUUUUGAUUUGCUUAAAAUUGUCAGUCUCAAUAACAGAUCUUAAGAUUUCUAUUCAUUGUUUUUCUUAUGCUUAUAUUUUCCCACCAUUCUUUGCUUUGGUGUUAGUUUGUUAAACAAAUUUACAAUUUGUGAAAGCACAGGAACUUGAAAUUC